CACGCAGCUGCGGCCGUCGACCCGUCGUCGUCGCCUUCCUCCUCCUCCUCGUGCUUUGCGUUGCGUUGCGAUCCACUCUGCUGGCGAAACCUUCCGUGCACCAUGGGCGACCACUACGGGACGCUGGGGCUGCGCCGCGACGCCACCAAGGCUGAGGUCAAGGCCGCCUUCCGCCGCCGCGCCCUCCUCGACCACCCCGACCGCCACGCCCACUCCUCCGACGCCGCCGCCCGCGCAGACGCCGCGAGGCGCUUCCGUCAGGCUUCCGACGCCUACCACGUCCUCUCCGACGACCGACGGAGGGCCGAGUACGACUUCCGCCUCCGCUCUUCCUCCUCCUACGGCCGCACGUCCUCCUCCGCCUGGGCCUCCUCUUCCUCCUCGGCUUCGUCUGGCUACGGGUACGGCCACGGGCACAGCGGAGGUUCCUGGCGCAGGCCGCCUCCGGGAUAUGAUUGGGGAUUCUUGCUCAAGGUGCUUACGCGGCGAAGGUUCCUCAUGAAUCUCGGUUUUUCCAGUGUUUUGCUGUCUGGAGCAGCUUUUCUUGAUGGAAGUAUUUUAGAACUCUGGAAUAUGAAUAACUCUGGGAAAUCAUUUGAAGAAGCGAUGGACUCGAUCGAGAAGGUGAAAACGGGAAGGGGAAAUAGCUAGAACUUGUGAAGUUCCUUCAGAUCAUAGUACAUACACAAACGAAGAAAUCAUUUGAAGAAGCCAUGGAGUCGAUUGUGGUGAAAACGGGAACGGAAAUAGCUAACUAGAAGUUCCUUCAGAUCGUAGUACAUACACAAACGAAUGUGCAUAAUUUUGUUCAGGUCCUGAUGUAAUUUCGCACGUAUAGUCUGACUCUGAAUGAUAAGUUUGUCCUGAACUGACGACUGACUACCUGAUUCUUGUAGUUGUCGGUGUCUGUAAUGUACCAUAGAAACCAAGAGACUGAGAAUAUUAAUACAUGUACGAAUAGAUUCUUCCAUUGCUUU
This is a messenger RNA of Brachypodium distachyon (stiff brome), 977 nucleotides long. Its product is annotated as chaperone protein dnaJ 72. The record is from RefSeq and is a predicted model, not a curated record. The transcript is spliced from 4 exons. Lineage: Eukaryota; Viridiplantae; Streptophyta; Magnoliopsida; Poales; Poaceae. Bases 103 to 651 code for a protein of 182 amino acids.